CGUUGUAAGGGAUGACAUGAGCUCUUUCGCUCCGCGGGAAAAUUGCAUUUCCGCGUUCUUGAACUUCCGCGUAUUAGCCUACCCUUUCGCGAUGCGUUCGAUCGGGUCAAUUCGAUUUUCUUCCGCACACAACCCGGCUGUCACUUUUUCAUUGCCAGUGUCACGAAAUUAAUCACCGGUUCGCAAGGGUAGAAAAAUUGGGGAGGGAACGGGACGGCGGGAUAGGGGUCAAUGAAAAGAACUGAGUCAUACACACGGGAGAGAGAGGGGACGAUUGGGAAUGGCGGGGAUCAGAGAGAGAAAAGGGGUGUUUGACCUUGGUAUAAGUUGCUCCAUAAUCCACGGUGGAGCGGAGUGGGGGGAGACGGCGGUGACCAGUCAGCGACGAGCGACGGGGAACGACGUCGGUGUGAGCGUCGCGACGGCUUCUAGUUCAGAUGAAAUCCGUGGAGCAGCUUUCUCGAGCACCAUUUUUGAUAAUCGCGAAAAGUAAACAACAGCGGAAUGUGGAAAUGGUCCGUCUGUCCGGACAAAGAGAGAAAAUAGAAAAGUGCAGUGUCUGUGUCGGUCGUGUUUGAAGUCCUCGGUCCUCGCGAUUUGACCGAGAAAGUGUUCCAACUAAUCAAAAUAUUUUGUCUUUGUUGAUCUGUCGCUUGCACUAAUUAAAUGUUACGCUUCAACUGCGCUAGCGCUUUUCGAAAAUUUUACGGUAGAUCGUGCCUAGACAAGGUAUCGAGUUCGGUAGUCAACUCAUGAAGUGAAACUAAUUUUCAUCCUGUGUUACAUUCCAAUAACGUUUCUUCAUAUUAAUGUUAAAUUGUAAGGUCAAUCUGUAGAUAAGCGUGUCAGCUUAUGCUCCAAAUUUAGUGAUUUUCAUCCACUUCUAGUCUUUCAAAAUGGAUUGUGGCGUUGCAUCAAAUUAUUCCAAUGCUGGUUCUGCCUCUCAAAAUUCAGCCGCAUCACCAAACGGCAUGAGAACAGAGCGGAGUCCCUCUAAAAGUGGACUUCAUGUUAACUUUUCGGAGAAAGGUGAAGUGAAGGAAAAGCGAGAGAAGUUCCUGACGGCCAAAUAUGGAUCUCAUCAGAUGACACUAAUAAGGAAGAGACUGGCAGUAGAAAUGUGGCUCUAUGAUGAACUACAGAAAUUAUAUGAUAAAUUGCCAGAUUCAACAGAGAGUGCAGAUGUUGAAGUAGAUAUUGAUGAAUUACUGGACAUGGAUAGCUGUGAAGAAAGGAGGAAUCAUCUACUUAAACUCUUGGCGACAUGUAAUAAAUCACCUCAUGAAAUAAGUAAUUUUAUGGAGGAACUUCUUGCCAAAAUAAAAACUCUGUAAACUACCUUCAUGAUGGAGCGGUAAUCUUCAAGACGUUAGUUCGUUCAUUUGUCAUCUCAUUCAGUAUCUUUAGUAUUUAAAAUGCCUCUUUUGAAAUGCCACAAGGUUUUUUUCUUGUUUGAGAUAGAAAUUAUUUAUUUUAUAUCUACUCUUAUUUUAUUUUUCAACUAUUUUUUAAAUUUGUAUUUAUUUGUGUUUGACACAUCGUAGUUUCUUCAACCAGACCCACCUAAUCAUCUGUCAAGGGCUCUUCUGUGAAACAAGUUUUAUGAGUUGCAAUCAGAUAUCAGCAGAACCUUCAGCAGCCUGAAAUUUUAUCCUAAGCGGUUUUCCUCUAGCAUUUAAUUUGAAUUGCUCCCUCCUUACCAUCAAUUAUCAAAAGGAGGUUCCAACUUAUUUUUAAAAAAAAUGAAAUGAUGUCAUAUUCAUUUUAAUAAGAGUUGUCCUCCUGUCACUUGUUUAUUUUGUGACUUUAGUUUGCUCAUAAUUUAAAUAUUUACUUAAAUAGAAUUUAAGGAAAAGAUAGUGAAGAAGGCUUUUGCUACAAGGAAAAGAAAUGUCCUUAUAAUUUCGGUUGUAUGACCUAGAAAGUCAUGCGUCUCAUUUGGUUGCCCUAUCCAAACGUUUAUCUGGCUCAUAUAUUUGGACGAUAUUUAGUAAUUUAAACUUAAUUGCAUUUAAAUAAGAGCUGUAGGUUGCAUCAAUUAUCUUACAUAGUAGGUAUCUCUGCUAAUGGGGAAAGCACAUAGAUUUCUUAAGCUAUGAAACGAUCAGUUUUCUCACAAAAAUUGAUCGAUUGUUCAACAAUUUAUGUAACUGUUGUUUAACCAAAAAAUAGUCAUAAGAACACCAGUUUCUUUUAUUCACUCUUGGGUUUUAAUACUCCAUGGAAACUUUUCAGAGUAUCAUGAUUUGCUCAACUUAAUACAAUGCAUGUUGUUUUUCACUGUAUUAUAUAGUUUUUGUAGAGGACACUUCUUCUGCUCUUCCAGCCUUGAAAUGUGCUUCUUUAACACGGAAACGCAAAGUCCAAGAUUUGUCCUAUGUCUUUAGUGGAGAUCAAGUAAUUUGAUCAUAAGGGAGAAUGUUGUAUUUACUUAAGUAUAAUUUUUGUAAUGCACCUAAUACAGAUCUCUGUGCAUUUGAAAUAAUCACAUUAGACUGAAGCGCAAAUGAUCUCGCUCAGUUUUUUGAAUGGCAAUCUCAUUCAGACUAACUGAAUCAAAUCUCAUUUUUACUACUCAAGCCUUAUAAUUUUAUUGAAGAUCGUAGUACAAGUUUCUCCCUCUUCUAAAUAUUUUUUUCCACCUUUAGAGAAAGAAAACUCAAGCUAAGGCUAUAAAACAUGAUUCAACUUUAUUGCAAAGAAAAGCUAUCCCCUUCUGAGAAAAUCGCAUUUUUUGACAAGAUCAUAUCUGUAUACCAAAUCCUUCGGCUACAAUUUUUUAUUUACAAGUAUUACAGAAACAAAUUAAACUACUUAAGAGCACUUUUGUUCGGUGCAAGAAAAUAGCAAGAGGGAAGUUGGGAUUAACCCCCCAUUUUUUUCGUGUAGCCUUUACAGAAGAGUCCUUCUUUUAAGAGUGAAGUUGGAUGCUGUUGGAAGGAAAUCUACAGAGCUGUGAAUUUUUAGCAUUCUCAAUUAUUGUGGAAGUCACUUUUGAAUUCAUAUCAUUUUAUUUCAAUGUUCUUAUACAAUUUUCCUUUUAAUAUUUUAUUUUAAUUUUAUUUUAUAUCGUUGAAACAAAUGUUCCAAUUUUAUUAUCCGUUCACUAUUUCAUAAGGCUUGAAACUCUUUUAUCGGUAGCCAGAGCCUAUGAGGCAUGAGCUUAUGUUUCUUGCCUCAAGUACAUACAUUUUUCAGCUAUUAUCCUCCUAGCCAAAGCAAGUAAUAAAAUAAAUUGUAAUUGUUUUGUGAUAUUUAAUUAAUACUAUCUAUUUCCUUGAUUGUGGCAUAAUGUCUGAUGUUUACUCCUUUGUCUUAUUCAAUUUCUCUCUGAAUCUCAUUUAAUAGGUAGUUUUUUUUCUUUUCAUUUUGUUUGACUAAUUUUCGAUGGUUAAAUUGCAGAAGUACAUUUCUCUGUCUGCCGCGUGGCAGAAUCCCUGUCUAAUUUAUUUUCCACUUUGAAAACUACGAAACAUCAUUUCUUGAAAAUUUUGUUUAUUCUUUUUCUCUAUGUGAAGAAUAUUCUAUAACAUUUUCGAGCCAUGAUAUUUUUUUGGUCUCUUUUUAAAAAAUAAAAUAGGAGCAGAGAUUUUGAAGCAUUGCAAGCAAGAUACUUAUUUUUGCAAUUCACCGCGGAUUUCCAGUCUCCGUGACCGUGCAUAAUUACUAAUAUUAAAGGCCUAAUGAAAUGCAAUGAAAGCACCCCUGAAUCAGGACUGAAUAACAUUAUAGAUUUAAAUAGUAUGCAAUAUGUUUUAGUGUUUCAAAUUUUGAACUCUUUAUUUUAAUUGAUUUUCCUUUUUUUUUAAAAAUUACAAUUUUUUACUUCAAAGCCAAGUGUUUUAUUUUUUAGCUAGGCUGUAGAUAAAUUAAUUUAAAUCCUUACUUUCCUUUUUAUCAUCAGUUUUACAAUGAACAGAGCCUGCUUGCUGGUCAAAGUUAAAAAUGCUCUGAUUCUGGCUUAUUGUCUUCAAAUAUUAUUGUUCAUCAUCGGAAUAAAUUGAUAGUGGGUUUAUUCUGUGCUAUGUUUUACUCUCAAAACGCCAAAUUCUUACCAGAAAUAAAAGGAAGAUUUAAAUCUCA
Molecule: messenger RNA, 4083 nt
Organism: Bemisia tabaci
Lineage: Eukaryota; Metazoa; Arthropoda; Insecta; Hemiptera; Aleyrodidae
Product: protein phosphatase 1 regulatory subunit 14C
Biological process (GO): regulation of phosphorylation
Cellular component (GO): cytoplasm
Molecular function (GO): protein serine/threonine phosphatase inhibitor activity
Source: RefSeq, a predicted model, not a curated record